Panicum virgatum (switchgrass) is the source of this 861-nucleotide messenger RNA. RefSeq lists its product as uncharacterized. The record is from RefSeq and is a predicted model, not a curated record. NCBI's taxonomy places the organism in Eukaryota, Viridiplantae, Streptophyta, Magnoliopsida, Poales, Poaceae. The transcript is spliced from 2 exons. The coding region runs from base 148 to 387 and encodes 79 amino acids.
UACUCGUAACACGCGGGCCCACCAAGGCCCAAACCCAAACCAGCGAGGGUCGCUACCCGAGAGCCGCCGCCGUCGCCGCCGCCAACGCCAACGCUAAUACGCGCGGAGCAGCAGGAGGAGGAAGAACAGGCGGACCGACUAGCAGCGAUGGCGGGCGGGGGCCUGCUCGGGGGCGCGUUCUGGGCGACGCGGGCGCUGGAGGUGGUGAAGAGGAACGACGGGCCGGGCCUGCUGUGGAAGCGCAUCAAGCUCACCACCACCCGGAAGAACAACGCCAAGAAGCGCCUCAAGAGGCUCUGGCAGAAUGAGGCGGUUAUAAGGGCCUGUGCGCAAUCAGAAUCGCCAUCAGCAUCAGACACCGCUUCCGCAGCUGCGAAACAGCAGUAGCAGCUUGAAAAGUCAAUUAGUGACUCGAGGAAGAGCUCAUACGCAACCUGAAAAGGUCAAUGAAAUGCCGAGGCCAGAGUUACUUCACCCCAAUAUUUUGAGUUUUCUGUCCACAAAAUGAAAACAAUGUGCAUGUAGAAAUCAACUUCCGUGAUCCAAGCGGACAUCAUUGCUUGCUACCAGGUGCCACCCUGCCCCCUCCUGCUCACAUCAGUUCAUAGCAUCUUUGUCCCCCUCCAGAACUCCGUCUUCCCCGGCUUCGCCGUUACCAUGUUACUUCUCCGAAAACCGGUGCUUAUGAAUAUGGUUUGCUUUCCUCCAUUCCCCGUCAUGUUUAGGUCACUCUUCAACUGCUGUUCCGAUAUGGUAUUGUAUGCGGUAUUUGUGAUGUCCUGCGACGCCAGUUCCUGUCGCGUUGACAUCAGCUUGCCGUGAUUUUCUAGACUUGCAAGUUUGGUUAAGCCAUUGUUUUAA